Cornus florida is the source of this 1050-nucleotide messenger RNA. RefSeq lists its product as uncharacterized. NCBI's taxonomy places the organism in Eukaryota, Viridiplantae, Streptophyta, Magnoliopsida, Cornales, Cornaceae. Bases 1 to 1050 code for a protein of 349 amino acids. The transcript is spliced from 6 exons. The record is from RefSeq and is a predicted model, not a curated record.
AUGCCCGGUAUCGCGCCGAUUUCUAUAGCACUGUAUCGUAUGGCACCAGUUGAGCUGGAAGAUUUGAAGAAACAGCUUAAUGAUUUGAGGAUGAAAGGUUUUAUCCGACCGAGUGUGUUGCCAUGGGGCUCACCGAUUUUGUUUGCUAAGAAGAAAGAUGCCAGAUUAGCUAUUCGGAAAUGGAAGAUGCUUAAUGAUCUGGCAGAGAUGGGAUUGUAUUAUGUUGACGACGAUGGUUACAGCGAAUCGGUAUUCUUGUUUAGUCUUGUGGCUCAUCUUACUCUUAUUGUAAGAGCGAUUGAGUCACAGAGACAGGAACCGGAUUUCGAUGCCAUCCACGCUUUAAUCUCUAGUGGUGGUACUAAGAUAUAUCACAAUUUGAGGCAUCAAUAUUGGUGGAAUGGGAUGAAGAAGGAUGUUACACAGUUUGUGGCUAGAAGCCUAACCUGUCAACAGGUGAAGGCCAAACAUCAGAAACCGACGGGGUUAUUGCAACCAUUGCCUAUAGCGCAAAAGAAAUGGGAACAUAUUGUUAUGAAUUUUGUGACAAGUCUUCCAAAGUCACGGAGAGGCAACGAGGCCAUAUGGGCAACAGAUGAUGCAGAGGCACUUGGUAAUCUUUACGUGAAGAAGAUUGUAAGUUAUCAGGCGAGCAUCGAGAUGGCUUCAUUUGAGGUGUUGUACGGUAGACCUUGUAGGUCUCCAAUUUGUUGGACUGAGGUGGGCGAGACGGCCGUCUUAGGACCCGACAUUGUACUCGAGACUACCGAGAAGAUUAAAUUGAUCAGACAGAGAUUGCUCACAACUCAGAGCCGACAGAAGAGCUAUAUAGAUAGGCUCUCCACAGAAGGGUUUGAUGAGGUAGGAGACCAUGUUUUUCUGCAUGUGUCUCCACAGAAGGGUUUAAUGAGACUUGCUUCGCCACCACAGAUGGACAGGGUUUGCAAUGUUUUUCAUAUGUCGAUGCUACGAAAGUACGAACCAGAUCCAUCUCAUGUGUUAGAUUGGGUUGACGUGGACAUUGAUGAGGAUGUCUCCUAUGAAGAGUGA